Messenger RNA from Peniophora sp. CBMAI 1063, 702 nucleotides. NCBI's taxonomy places the organism in Eukaryota, Fungi, Basidiomycota, Agaricomycetes, Russulales, Peniophoraceae. The record is from the annotation of a GenBank genome assembly.
AUGCCUGACGGUCGCACGGGAAAGCAACCUCUGACUCUGGAGGAGAUCUUCGAUGGUGGCGUGGAAGCCAAAAACUUCGGAAGGAUGUUCGCGCUCUUCGCCAGUCCCGAGGUACUUCCUUCGGGCGAUUGGGAACUCGCGUUGGAUUUGCUUGUCGCCUGUAUGAGAUUCGAAGCGAAGACCCGUUUCCAGGAUGGCCCGCACCGCGUACCCUGCAACAUUGUUAGCGUCAUCACAUGGCUCAAACGCCGGGAACGCCCAGCUGUCGUUGAUUCGAUUAAACGCCUAGAGACCCACUUCGGUGACGAAGUCGCUUGCAUGUGGCAGGACGCCCGCGGCCUGCCCGCAGACCUUCUAGUAUACAUGCACGGCGAAGGCGGUCUUUCUACCGUGGUCCGCACGCUGCUUCAGUGGAGGGCUGUCGAUAGCAACGCUGAUGACUGGGCCAUCAUUGUCGGAGACGUCAUAGCCGCGUUGGACGUUCUUAGGGAGCGUCGUGCUGGCGCGGACUUCAGUCUGCCUCUCGCCAAUCUCUUGCACGAGCGCGACGGCUCUAGCGACGACCGGGUGGUGAACUGUCUCAGCAUUCGCGCAUCCGAUCGUGCGCGGCGCAUCCCCGAGGCAGAACCAGAGCCUCAUCGCAUACUCAGGCGUGGGACGCGGGUUAGAAAGAUGCGCUAUAUGAAGCGAGGCUCGUCAUAG